Messenger RNA from Phytophthora infestans T30-4, 2817 nucleotides. RefSeq lists its product as uncharacterized. Gene Ontology annotation, molecular function: inward rectifier potassium channel activity. The transcript is spliced from 2 exons. Gene Ontology annotation, cellular component: plasma membrane. The record is from RefSeq and is a predicted model, not a curated record. The coding region runs from base 1 to 2817 and encodes 938 amino acids. NCBI's taxonomy places the organism in Eukaryota, Oomycota, Peronosporomycetes, Peronosporales, Peronosporaceae. Gene Ontology annotation, biological process: regulation of monoatomic ion transmembrane transport; potassium ion import across plasma membrane.
AUGCCAGCCUCCAAGAAGCGCAUUCAGAACCGCGGCACGCUGAACGUGGGCACGCAACAGGUUCCCGCUGCACUGAAGGACUGGGUGCACAUUUGGCACGGCGUCAAGGUGAACAACGGCUCCGAGGACACGUCCAUCUUUCAUGCUGGCUCGCGUGUCGAGGAAAUGCCGUUCUGGAAGCAAUUCAUCCGACUGCCCGCCAAUUCGCUAUUUCCCAGAGUGUUUACCAGCUCCAAUCCGAGAAAACCAUACAAAGAUUUCCUCUACGUGCUGCUGAAUAUGCGGUGGCCCAUGUUACUCACCGUAUUGCUUGGCGUUUUCAUGGCUAAUAUUUUCUUCUUCGCUGCAAUAACGUGUUUUGUAUGUGGAGAGCCAACCAAUUUCUUCGAGGCCUUUGACUUGAGUUAUCAAACAUUUACAACGAUUGGCUUCGGAAUUGUGUACCCGACACGCACGUGUGGAAACGUGAGCAUGUCGGUGGAGUCAUUUGCAUCCAUGAUGGUUGUGUCAGCAGUCACUGGUCUGGUAUUUGCCAAAUUUGCCAAACCACAAGCCAAAGUGGCAUUCAGCAAAGUUUGCGUUGUGCAACCAUAUGGUAAAAAAUAUUUGGCACUUGUAGUGCGAGUUGCCAAUGCAACACAGUCCCGAGAUGUAACUCACGACGUCAUCAUGGAAGCUGUUUUCAAAGUAAAUUUACUGCGUGUGGGGCACAAGACCAAGCACAUCCGCGCACAUGAUGACGAGGUCUCGGAAAAGCGUCGGCGCUCUCGUGUAGCAGCGAAUUUCAUGGUUCCAGAGGUUGAAGAUGCUGUAAACGACCCGGCCUGCUCGACUUCAAAGGUGCUGACGUCGUAUAACCUCAAAUUGCUGCAGAAUAACUUCAUCACGUUCCGUAUGGGGGUGGCUGUAGUGCAUGUGAUCGACGAGAACAGUCCGCUCUAUGGUAUGUCCAAGAACGACAUUGCUCAGUCCGAUAUGCUCGUGGAAGUGGCCAUGUCGGGUGUGGAUUCGACCCUCCAAGAUACCGUCUCCGAGCGGUAUAUCUACACUGCCGCAAAUCUCAAGUGGGGAUUUCGUUUCGCAGAAUUAUUGGACUUCAACGAGAAGAACGCAGAAGUUAUCAUGAAUUUCGCAAAGCUGAGCACUGUGGAAGCUGCCCCCAUUGACGAUACUCGCUAUCUCAAGCGAAUUCUUUCGGAUAACAAUAACUAUGAUAAUGGAGAUAACGGAUACACACGCAAUGUGGGUCGCCGACGUUCUUAUCGGACGUCCAGAGUUUCUCGCCAUCAAGAAGACAAUCAUGAUGAAGCGAUCCACGAAGUCCCAGCUGAGUAUACCGAGCCGAUUAUGGAGAGCUCGAGGUCCAAUUCAGAUGCACAGUCAGCAACAACAGAUAAUAGUCCACCAGCUCAUCCGCAUCCUCCGGUUUUGUUUCCGAAGAAAAAUGGUCCAAAGAAGUUUGCAAUGGGGUUAGAGCCGCUGUUCGAGCCACUACUUCAGCAGCCAUUUGGUACACAGCGGAUAUCAAAGGCACCGUCGGCUGAAACCCGAGCUGCUCAAAGAGGAGGAUUGCGAGUAUGGAGGGAAAAUGAACAGCCAGAUACGGAGGAAGCGCGACGAAGACAUACUGUACUGCAAUUGCCACGAAUCGGCAGUGCAACUGACUUUGAAAGUCCUAGCGGUCUUCGAGCGAGGGAUCUUCUUCAGCGAGAAAUGGCUGGAUCUGCAUUGAUGGAGGAUGAUACCAGUACGAUUUCACAAGAAGAAGACAAAAACUUGGAUGCCGUAGAUAAUGUGGACUCGGAUAGCGAAGACGAGGCAGAAAAUGACAAAGAUGAUACCAGACCACGUCUGCGAGCUCAAUCUUCCGGGUCUGCUGUCUCGAUCGAGGUGGAGGAUACUCCUCGAUUCUUACGUAUCCUGCCAGUUCACAUCCCGAAAUCCUUCAGCUUUAUGCGGUUUUAUCAGAGCGCUCUUCACGUGGGCUGGCCCAAGAUCAUCUUCGUGUUCGUGGUGUCGUUCCUAGCUCUCAAUUUUGGCUUCGGGUUUCUGUAUUGGCUCGAUAUGAGCCGCAUCUCUGUAUACGAGGACAUCGUAGUGUCUGACUACGAGCUGGCGUUCUACAUGAGUGUCCACACACUUGCCACCAUUGGCUAUGGCUCGAUUGCACCGAAAGCCGACGCUGGGUACAUGAACGUCAUCGUGUUCAUCGAGUCGAUGGUGGGAAUUAUCACCGUCACGAUCAUCACAGGCAUCGCGUGGUCCAAAUUCGCACGACCUCGAGCUCAUAUCCAUUUCUCGUCUCAGAUGACUAUUUCCACCAUCUACGGUCACCGUUGCCUCGUGUUCCGAGCUGCUAAUACCCGACACUCGGGCGAGGUGCACGAGAAUUUCUUCCGGAUUGGUGUGAUUCUCACAAAUCGACGCACAGGCCUUCGACAAAUGUACGACGUGCCUCUUGUGACUGCCGAGUGGCCUUCGAUCAAGUUACCGGCGACUCUUAUCCAUGUUAUCAACGAGAACUCGCCGUUCUUCAAAUUCCACUCGAUGGAGGAUCUCUCGCAGUCUCGCGUGGCUGUUAUCGCGUUGCUUACGGGUCUGGACACGACCUUCUCGGAAAAUGUGUACGCGCGCAAAAUGUACUUCUGGGACGACUUUGCCUACGACAUGCGCUUUGCCGACUUCGCUGUCAUCGAACGUGACCGCGUGCUGGUGGACUACACACGCUUCGAUCAACUCAUUCCAGAAGACCGAGACGAACAGGUUAGCACUACACCUGUGCUCUCCGUAAGGUCUUCUAUCGCCGAUUUGGUUUAA